AUGGCUGAAUUGAAGAAUCAUAAUUUCCGGGGCACAAAGAGAGCAUCCCCCGACGAAUCGGACGACGUAAAAACCGAUUCAAAGAAACCAACGGCCAUGAUUUCCUCUCUCCUCGAAGAUCCAGCGGCUGCGAUUGCCAAUACGCGUCAUGAGUUCGGCGAACACGGAGGGGUAAACAUGUCAAUUGAAGCCUCCGCCACAUUCACCGUCAUGGAACCUGAAACCAUGCGUCGGAUGUUCGCCGGUGAGUUGGGUCCCGACCGUGAUUUCUUCAUCUACAGUCGUCAUUUCAACCCAACCGUUUUGAAUCUCAGCCGUCAGAUGGCUGCCCUUGAAGGUACCGCCGCUGCCUACUGCACCUCUAGCGGAAUGUCAGCCAUCGCCGCCGUGCUCCUCCAAUUGUUAGCUAGUGGGGACCACGUGGUGGCGAGUAGGACAUUGUACGGCGGGACCCAUGCGUUGAUGGCUCACUUUUUUCCGAGGACUUCGAAUAUAACGACGACGUUUGUAGACAUAGGGGAUUUGAAGGAAGUGGAGAAGGCAAUAGUUGAAGGGAAAACCAAAGUGCUUUAUUUCGAAUCGGUUUCGAAUCCGACGUUGGCGGUGGCAAAUAUACCGGAAUUAUGCCGGAUUGGACAUGAAAAAGGUGUCACGGUGGUCGUCGAUAAUACUUUUGCCCCGAUGAUUCUGUCGCCGGCGAGGCUAGGUGCUGACGUCGUCGUUCAUAGUAUUUCAAAGUUCAUUAGCGGUGGAGCUGACAUCAUUGCAGGUGCAGUGUGCGGUCCUACAAAGCUAGUGAACUCAAUGAUGGAUCUACGACAAGGGAGCUUGAUGCUUCUGGGGCCAACUAUGAAUGCGAAGGUGGCAUUUGAGCUGUCCGAGAGAAUCCCUCACUUGAGCUUGAGAAUGAAGGAGCAUUGCAGAAGAGCGUCGGUGUUUGCGGAGAGGAUGAAGAAGGCAGGGUUAAAGGUCAUAUACCCUGGGCUAGAAGACCACCCACAACACCAACUGAUGAAGAGCUUGGCUAACCCAGAAUACGGGUUUGGGGGUAUGUUGUGUGUGGACAUGGGGACGGAGGAAAGGGCAAACAAGCUCAUGAGUAUACUUCAAAACACUACUCAAUUUGGAUUCAUGGCAGUGAGUUUAGGGUACUAUGAAACUCUAAUGUCAUGCUCAGGAAGUAGCACGAGUAGUGAAAUGAGUGGAGAGGAAAGGGAAUUGGCUGGAAUCUCACCAGGGCUUGUAAGAAUGUCUAUUGGGUAUAUGGGCACAUUGGAGCAAAAAUGGAGCCAAUUUGAGAAAGCUCUUGCCAAAGUGCAAGACAUUGGGGUCCCAUUUUGCAACAAUUAA
Cucumis melo (muskmelon) is the source of this 1350-nucleotide messenger RNA. RefSeq names its product methionine gamma-lyase-like. The record is from RefSeq and is marked provisional. Gene Ontology annotation, cellular component: cytoplasm. Gene Ontology annotation, molecular function: carbon-sulfur lyase activity; pyridoxal phosphate binding. Lineage: Eukaryota; Viridiplantae; Streptophyta; Magnoliopsida; Cucurbitales; Cucurbitaceae. Gene Ontology annotation, biological process: transsulfuration.